Messenger RNA from Astyanax mexicanus (Mexican tetra), 10161 nucleotides. RefSeq names its product low density lipoprotein receptor-related protein 4 (gene lrp4). Bases 303 to 6062 code for a protein of 1919 amino acids. Gene Ontology annotation, molecular function: calcium ion binding; protein binding. The record is from RefSeq and is a predicted model, not a curated record. NCBI's taxonomy places the organism in Eukaryota, Metazoa, Chordata, Actinopteri, Characiformes, Acestrorhamphidae. The transcript is spliced from 38 exons.
UGGCCGGACUGGGGGAGAGAGUGUGAGAGUGUGUGCUGGGCAGAGUGAGAGGAGGAGUGUGAGAGUGAGUGAGUGUGUGAGUGAGAGAGAGGAGUGAGAGAACUUCGCUCGAGACUUCUUCUUCUUCUUCGCAGUGAAAGAAAAGGGGAAUACACGCGCUCGGGGCUCGAGCCAUGAUGUGAGGCGCGCGCACACCGGGGGGGCUCCACUUCUUUUGAUGUUGUUGUUGUUUGCGGCGCGAGCUUUUGCAGAAGCGCUAUAGAAAGAGAGAGGGAGAGAAAGAGAAGGAGACCGCUCACACCAUGCAGCCUGCAGCUCUCUCCACCACCCUAACUCUACUGCUCCUCCUGCUACAGCUGCUGCUCUGCGCGCGCGGUGUGUUGGGCAGUGCGGAGUGCUCGUGUGGGCGGAACCACUUCACCUGUGCGGUCAGUGUGUUUGGAGAGUGCACCUGCAUACCAGUGCAGUGGCAGUGUGAUGGAGAUAAUGACUGCGGGGACCACAGUGACGAGGAUGGCUGCAUGUUGCCGACCUGCUCCCCCCUGGACUUCCACUGUGAUAACGGGAAGUGUAUCCGGCGCUCGUGGGUGUGUGAUGGAGACAACGACUGUGAGGAUGACUCGGAUGAGCACGACUGCCCUCCACGUGAGUGUGAGGAGGAUGAGUUCCACUGUCAGAACGGGUACUGUAUCCGCAGCCUGUGGCACUGCGAUGGAGACAACGACUGCGGAGACAACAGUGAUGAACAGUGUGACAUGAGGAAGUGUUCGGAUAAGGAGUUCCGCUGUUCAGACGGUAGCUGUAUAGCCGAGCACUGGUACUGCGAUGGAGACACAGACUGCAAGGACGGAACAGACGAGGAAAACUGCCCCUCAGACCUGCUGACGGCCACCUGCAGUGUUGAGGAGUUCCAGUGUGCGUACGGCCGCUGCAUUCUGGACAUUUACCACUGCGACGGAGACGACGACUGUGGAGACUGGUCUGAUGAAUCAGACUGCUCUUCACACCAGCCGUGUCGCUCGGCUGAGUUCAUGUGCAGCAGUGGGAUGUGCAUCAAUGCAGGCUGGAGGUGUGAUGGAGAGUUUGACUGUGACGAUCAAUCAGACGAGAGCAACUGCACGAUCUCGAUGUGUAUGGCGGAUCAGUUUCGCUGUGCGUCGGGACGGUGUGUGCGGUUGUCAUGGCGAUGUGAUGGUGAGGAUGACUGCUCUGAUGGCAGUGAUGAAGAAGGCUGUGAAAAGACAGGAGCUCCUCCUUGUGCGUCUGAUCAGUUCCUGUGUGGAAACAGACGCUGCAUCGGUCAGCGCAAAGUGUGUAAUGAAGUAAACGACUGUGGAGACGGAACAGAUGAACAUCCACACCAAGACUGCCGUCCCAGGUCCACUGAAGGGAACUGCAACGUGGGUAACGGCGGCUGCUCUCAGAAGUGUUUGAUGAGCCGCGGUUUAGUGCAGUGCUCCUGCCACACUGGAUACAAACUCUCAGACGAUGGAAAAACCUGCCAAGAUGUGGACGAGUGUGCGAAUGAGGGAUACUGCAGUCAGGGCUGCACCAACACUGAGGGGGGGUUCCAGUGCUGGUGUGUUCAAGGCUACGAGCUCCGGCCCGAUAAGCGCAGCUGUAAAGCUCUGGGUCCGGAGCCGGUGCUGUUGUUUGCGAAUCGGAUUGAUAUCCGGCAGGUGUUGCCGCACCGCUCUGAGUACACCCUUCUGCUCAACAAUCUGGAGAACGCCAUCGCACUCGACUUCCACCACAGCAGAGAGCUGGUGUUCUGGUCGGACGUCACUCUGGACCGAAUCAUGAAGGCCAACCUGAACGGCAGUAACGUGGAGGAGGUGGUGUCUACUGGACUGGAAAGCCCAGGUGGUCUGGCCAUCGACUGGAUCCAUGAUAAGCUGUACUGGACGGAUUCGGGAACGUCUCGGAUCGAGGUGGCUAAUCUGGACGGGACGCACCGUAAGGUUCUGAUAUGGCAGAGUAUGGAGAAACCCCGCGCAAUCGCUCUGCACCCCAUCGAAGGAAAGAUCUACUGGACAGACUGGGGCAACACCCCCCGUAUUGAGUACUCCAACAUGGACGGAUCCGGUCGCAGAAUCAUCGCAGACACUAACUUGUUCUGGCCCAACGGACUGACCAUCGACUACGCUGGACACCGCAUGUACUGGGUGGAUGCCAAGCACCACGUCAUCGAGAGGGCCGACCUGGACGGAAAGAACCGGAAAGCCGUCAUCAGCCAGGGUCUUCCUCAUCCGUUUGCCAUCACAGUGUUUGAGGAUAGUCUGUACUGGACCGACUGGCACACCAAAAGCAUCAACAGCGCCAACAAAUUUACUGGGAAAAACCAGGAGAUCAUCCGCAACAAGCUUCACUUCCCCAUGGACAUACACACACUGCACCCUCAGAGACAGCCUGCAGGUGGUCGUAAUCGCUGUGGGACGAAUAAUGGCGGCUGUAGUCACCUGUGCCUCCCCAGUAGUAAAGCGUUUACCUGUGCCUGUCCCACAGGCUUCAAAAAGGUGGACCAGUACAACUGUGCCCUGAGUCUUGACAAGUUCCUGCUUUUUGCCCGAAGGACGGACAUCCGUCGGAUCAGCUUCGACACCGAGGACAUGUCGGAUGACGUCGUCCCCCUGGCGGACGUCCGUAACGCCGUGGCGCUGGACUGGGACUCAAAAGACGGUCAUAUUUACUGGACCGACGUCACCACCGACUCCAUCAGCCGCGCUCUGUGGAACGGAUCCAAACAGGAGGUGGUGGUGGACACCAGUCUGGAGAGCCCUGCUGGACUGGCCGUCGACUGGGUCACACACAAACUCUACUGGACUGAUGCUGGUACUGAUCGCAUCGAAGUUUCCAAUGCUGACGGCAGCAUGCGCACGGUCCUCAUCUGGGAGAACCUGGAUCGCCCCCGGGACAUUGUGGUGGACCCUGUUGGAGGAUUCAUGUACUGGACAGACUGGGGAGCGAACCCAAAGAUAGAGCGAGCCGGGAUGGACGCCUCCAGCCGCGUGGUCAUCAUCUCAUCAAACCUGACCUGGCCCAACGGACUCGCCAUCGACUAUCAGACCGAGAGACUGUACUGGGCCGACGCCGGCAUGAAGACUAUUGAGUUCGGCAACUUUGACGGAUCCAACAGACAGGUGCUGAUUGGUACGCAGUUGCCUCAUCCGUUUGGCCUGACCCUGCAUGAAGAUAAGAUCUAUUGGACAGACUGGCAGUCCAAGAGCAUCCAGAGCGCGGAUAAAAUGACCGGCUUGGGUCGCUCAACGCUGGCGGAGAACCUGGAGAACCUGAUGGACAUCCACAUGUUCCACCGGCACAGAACCACGGUUCAGUCCCCCUGUUUAGUGAAUAAUGGAGGCUGUAGUCAUCUGUGUCUACUGGCUCCAGCUCCUAAAGGCUCCAGCUGUGCCUGUCCCACCGGCAUCAACCUGCAGACGGACGGCAAAACCUGCACUCCAGGAAUGAACAGUUUCCUGGUCUUCGCUCGAAGGACGGACAUCAGGAUGGUCUCUCUGGAUAUCCCAUAUUAUGCUGACGUGGUUCUGGCUGUUAACGGGUCCAUGAAGAACACCAUCGCCAUUGGAGUGGAUCCCACUGAAGGUAAAGUGUACUGGUCAGACAGCACGCUGAAGAAGAUCACCAGGGCUAAUAUCAACGGCACCCAGCAGGAGGACAUCAUCUCUACAGGUCUGAUGACCACGGAUGGCCUUGCUGUAGACUCAGUGGGCAGGAAGAUCUACUGGACGGAUACUGGAACCAACCGCAUCGAGGUGGCCAACCUGAACGGCUCCAUGCGGAAAGUUCUGAUCUGGCGGAACCUGGACAGCCCUCGCGCAAUCGCCCUGUACCACGAGAUGGGGUAUAUGUACUGGACAGACUGGGGUGAGCAUGCCAAACUGGAGCGAGCGGGACUGGACGGAUCGGACCGCGUGGUUCUGAUCAGUAAUAAUCUGGGCUGGCCGAACGGACUGGCCGUAGACAAGGCCGGCUCACAGUUGCUCUGGGCAGACGCUCACACUGAGCGGAUCGAGGCGUCUGAUCUAAACGGGCUGAACCGCAGGACGCUGGUGUCUCCAGUGCAGCAUCCGUACGGGCUCACGCUGCUAGGCCCGCAUAUCUACUGGACGGACUGGCAGAGCCGCAGCAUCCAGAGAGCAGACAAAACCUCCGGCGCCAACAUCAUCACCGUGCGCUCCAACCUGCCUGGACUCAUGGACAUCCAGGCUGUGGACCGCGAGAGACCGCUGGGUUAUAAUAAGUGUGGGCGGCGUAACGCUGGCUGUUCUCACCUGUGCCUCCCCCGGCCGAACGGGACGUCCUGCGCCUGCCCCACCGGGAUCCUGCUGAAGAGUGACGGCAGCACCUGUGAGGAAAUGCCCGAGACCUACCUGCUGUUCUCCAACCGCGUCAGCGUCCGCCGCAUCUCACUGGAUACGGCUGACCACACCGACGUCCACGUCCCCGUCCCCGAGCUGCACAACGUCAUCUCCCUCGACUACGACAGCGUGGACGGAAAACUCUACUACACCGACGUCUCACUGGAUGUCAUCAGACGGGUUAAUCUGGAUGGCAGUGAGAUGGAGACGGUGGUCAGUCAGGGGCUGAAGACCACAGAUGGGUUAGCAGUGGACUGGGUGGCGAGGAACAUGUACUGGACGGAUACGGGUCGGAACACUAUAGAGGUGGCUCGGCUUGACGGCUCGGCCAGGAAGGUUCUGGUCAAUAACAGCCUGGACGAACCACGAGCCAUCGCCGUGUUCCCCAGCAAAGGGUUCCUGUUCUGGACAGACUGGGGGCACAUUGCCAAAAUUGAACGUGCCCAUCUGGACGGUUCUGACCGAAAAGUUCUGAUCAACACGGACCUGGGCUGGCCCAACGGCCUGACACUCGACUAUGAUACUCGCAGGAUAUUCUGGGUGGAUGCACAUCUGGACCGCAUAGAAAGUUCAGAUCUGAGUGGCCAACUGCGCCAAAUCCUCGUCAGUCCUGUUUCACACCCGUUCGCCCUCACACAGCUGAAGCCGCUCUCCUCUCAUCUAACCGCUUUCUCCCGAAUCUCACAGCAAGACCGCUGGAUCUACUGGACCGACUGGCAGACUAAAUCCGUCCAGCGCGUCGACAAAUACAACGGCCGCAAUAAGGAGACCGUUCUGGCCAAUGUCGAGGGGCUGAUGGACAUUAUAGUGGUGUCACCAAACCGGCAGACUGGUACCAACCACUGCGGCGUGAAUAACGGCGGCUGCACUCAUCUCUGCUUCGCUAAGACCAACAGCUUCGUCUGCGCCUGUCCAGACGAGCCAGACGACAGGCCGUGUUCAACCAUUUCCGGUUUUGUUCCGACGGUGCCCGACCGAGGAACCACCAGCACCCAGUCUCCCAACAAACGAGAGAAAGCUGCCACGAACAAACCCCAGCCUGGUCUCCCUGUGCUCAACUGUACGGAUAAGAUCGGGGGAGCGGAGGGCUGUCUGCAGAAUAACGUGAUCUCGGCUCCUCACGGGGAGGGGCUUCAUAUCAGCUACGUGAUUGGUGGAGCCCUGACUGUGCUGGCCAUUCUUAUACUUAUAGCAGUGUACAUUAUUUACAGGCACAAGAAGUCGAAGUUUGCAGAUCCGGGUGUGAGUAAUCUGACCUACAGUAACCCCUCCUACCGCACCUCAACACAGGAGGUGAAGAUAGAGACGGCUCAGAAACCACCCAUUUAUAAUCAGCUACGAUAUAAAAAAGAGGGUGUUGGGGAAGGAAGCUACACCAAAGAAAAGAUCCGGAUUGUGGAGGGCGUGUGUUUGCUAUCAGGGGAGGAGCUAUACUGGGAGGAUCUGAAGCAGCUGAAGGUGUGCAGGGGGAGUGGCCUCCACGCAUGCAUGCGCACGGACACCGUUUCCCUGCAGGCUAGCUCCGCCUCCCUCGACGACACCGAGACCGAACAGCUGCUGCAGGGCGACCAAUCAGAAUGCUCCAGCAUAAACACAGCCAUGGCCACGCCCCAGCGCCACAGCGCACACCCCGACACGGGCUGGGCUCCCAACCGCAAGCCCUCCACCGAGAGCGAAGUGUGAACACACACACACACACACACACACACACACACACACUGAUACCUGUACAUUAAGACUGAAUUCACAUGCUACCUUCAUCUCCUGGCCCCAACCUGCCCUAUCCAGGCUCCGCCCUCAAAUACGUUCCUCUAUGAGAAAAGCUUUACAGAAUGUAGCUCCACCUCCGUAUAUAUAUAUCACAAUACCUACAUUUAGAAUGUGUUAGUUAUGUCAGUGUUAUAUAGUAAUAUUAUAUAAUAAUUAGGGUUAAAUAGGAUUUGUAAAAAUGUUCUGUAAACUUGUUCGACUUCAAAAGCAUUAAAAAAACAGAAGAACACGUUUGUGGGCGGAGCUUGGAGAGGACAGUUACCAAUAUGUACAGCACUGAGCAAAAGUUUUAGUCCAGUCUAAAAAAAAAAACAUGUCUGCAAAACAUUAACAUUAGAAAUGAUGCAAAUAUAAAAAUUAAAUGGGAUGUAAGUGUGUGGGCCAUUUCCAUUGCUCUCCUGGAGGAAGACGAGUAUUCCCAGUUCAUGUUCAACACUAUUUUAUGUUUAUGUAACCAGUGCUUCAUUAAGGUAAAUAAGAAAUGAACAAAUCCUUCAUCUCAGUAACUUUACCGGCCACUGACUAGCUUGGGUUUGUUCUAAUGUUACAGUAUAUAGAGAGUUUUACAGACUUUUGCUCAGAACUGUGCACACACACUUUUAAAGACUGAAGAAACACGACUGACCAUCACGAGACCAACAGAUUCUUUAAAGAAAGUCCUUUUAGGAAAAUACCCUUUAUAUUUUAACUCACAGUUAAAAAAAAACACACACACUCAAACACUGACGGCCAGUGUCCCGGCCCUCCGUCCAGCAUCUUUCACAGAUACGGUGGACUUCCCCCGGCCCCACCCCUGACCUCCAUUCACACACAUGACUGAAAAAAAGCUGAUGGAGCGCAAGAACAAAGUACAGACAGUUCUUACAGCUGGGAACAAGACAGGAGUCUAAACUCUGGAGUUUUUUUGUAUACAGGGACGGCGCAUCGUGUGUAAAAUUCUGCUUUUUGUGAACUUCUGACCCGAACUGAAAGCCAGGGUUCUCCCAUCAUCAGUGCUGCCACCCCUCCAUCACUCACCGUGAACUUUCUGAACUUAUUUAUGAACGUUUUGUAUUUGGGAGUGAGCUGUUCGCUGUUGUUUCCCCCGUUUCCCCUGUUUCCUGUUAUAAAGUGCUAAGACUGUUAAAGGCCUCGCGCAUUCUCUAGACUAAUUAACGAUGGUGCCAAAGGACAGAGGACCUUCCCAUCUGGACGAAGUCUCUGUGCUUUCCGAGCCUCUGCUACACAGCGCACGUUUCCGACGGAUCGAGGUCCAGUUCAGAAACGCUAAUGCUAAUGCUAACCUCACUGAGAGAGAUGGAACAAAAAAAAGUGGUUUUGUUUGUGAACAUUGCCUUUUUCCUCAGUGUCUGUCUCAUUCAAUGAACCUUUACUAAUUUUGUAAGAGUUAAAGAUCAGAUUUAGAUGUAUCGAGUCAGUGCAGGGCUAAAGGGUUUAGGGGGCGUUAAAAAUGUUUAAAAUUACAGAAAAACAAACAAAAAAAUCGUUUUUGUCCUCUGGGAGAGAGAAAGAGUAGUCUGAAUGAAGUGUAAGUGCCAAACCUUGCUGUUGUUGUUGUUGUUGAUGUUGUUUUUUCUUCACUAUAUUUAUAUUUCUGCAGGAGUUGUUAUUUGGCAUUUCUCUUUUUUACAUUUUACGUUUUCAAUCAACCAUCUCAGAACCUGCGAAGCACCGUGCACUUACAGUCCUGCAGCUCUGUGAAAUUUCAUGGAGCUAUCACAAGUGUGUCAUUUACCCCAACUAUUCAACUGAAAGAUCAUUAUACUGAAAUUCAAACAUUAUCACUCGCAUGUUAAAACCUCUUAGCUCCACUUUUUUAUCAUUUUUUAAACAUUAUUUUACCCCCUUUUAGAAAAGAUCAUGCCUUUUUUUAUUACCUUUUUUAAAGAAUUGGUCAAAUAAAAACACCCAAAAUGACUUAAAAUAAAAAGUACAUUUCCUUUUUAAUGACCGUUUUGGAGCUACGAGGUUUUAAUACAAAAACUGUAUAAAAAAAACUUUAAUGGAAUUAAAGGGAUACUACAGUGUUUCUCAAACCUGAUCUCUGUCUGCUGUACCUGAAGCAUAUUGUAGCGUAUCAUCAGUUAUCUCACAAUUAUCUCAGAAAGUUCAGAGCAUUAUCCUGUUCUUAAACAAAAAAUGUGAAAUUGCAUAUUCAUACGUUCAUAAAUCCUCUACAGGAAAAGAAGUUGUAACAUCACUUAAACGUUUUUAGACACAGUUAACAUAUUGAAAACACACUGAAUUUAUACAUAUUAGGUGUUCCAUAUUUUUGUGCAUGGCAAAUUUUACAUUAUUCUGUUAUUCAGUUCAGCAAAUAAACAGUAAUUUUGCUUUUGAAUAUUCAGAAGUGCAGAUAACAGAACGAGAUUAGACACAUUAUUACAUAUAUUGUUGAUCUUUAGGGGUGUUACAACAUGCAUAUUGAUAUUACUUAUUUAUACAACAUGUGGCACCAAUACUAUACAGAUUUAAAUUAGACACAGGUACCCUGAAUGCAUUAAAAUGUAAAUUGUGUAUCACAGUGUGGUACAAACAACCAUAUUGUUGCUAUCAGGCAUAAAGCUUUUAUUUGUAAAACACCAAAUUUACAGAAAAAGGGAAGUCAAUUGAAAAUGAGUUUAUUAUAUUGAAGCAUUUUAUUGGUCCAUUUUUUAUUACAAAUUUGACUCAAUGCAAAGAAACAGCAGAAAACUUAAUAGUAAUAGUAGUUAACUCUUGGCUCUGGUGAUGUGCUGCAGGUACACUGGGUGGAGUUUCAGGUGGUGUAAAGCGUUGGAGUAUUCCUGUAACUGUUCUGUACCCGAUUGUUGUGGAGACGCUGUGAGGACGAGGUUCUCAGAUAGAAAGGUCUCCCAUUUCAGCGCCGAGCUGAACCUGCUGCUACAACCUGCACCCAGCACUGAGGCCGGCGAGGAGCGACGGUCUGGCAGCUAAUUCUCCUCAGCUCUGUAACUGAUAGCUCACAAACGUCAGUCUGAAAACCUGAUAACGGAUCAAUAGCGACUCGUAAUCUGCUUCCCUCUGUUUUACUGCCGUGUUUGGGAUGCUGAGAGAAGAUGUUGUACAGAGUUUAGAAUGGAGAUGAUGAACAUAUUGUUUGUGUUAAAAGACGUGUUUAUGAUUUAUUGUAUAGUCUUUUGUACAAAGGGAUUGGAUUGUUUUGAUUUUUUGUUUUACUGUAUUAAGGGGAUAGUUGACAUUUUGCCAAUUGAUCAACUUUUUUUCCUGCUGGCACAAAGUCGGAUAAAUUGAUCAGUAGUGUAUCAUCAUUGUUUAAAUGUUCAACUUCAAGGCAGCUGUGAAAUAGUUAGAAAUGGUAAAAAAUAGCUAUACUGGAAUCAUUUCUGGUACUAUUUUCUGAACUGAAAUGCUCAUUUAGGUACUUUCUUUUAAAAUAAGCGUUUUUUAGUUAUGCAGAAUUUGGCUUUGCAACCAAGUUAAAGUCAGGAAUUGAUGCUUCAGUUAAGGACAUACAAUUACACAAUUGGACAGUUUUAAGAAGCUACAUACAUUCUGUAUUCUUCAUAUUUCUCUUACAAAACAGUUAUACAUUACAGAUGUAGUCCAGUCUAUUCUGGAAUUCAUUAACAGUGUCAUUUAUUUGUGAAGGAGGGAAAAAAAAAACACUACUCUUAGCUUUAUUCAACUUUGUUAAGGCGGAAAAGCAACACAUUUUAUUGCCAAAACGCCGAACAAUCCCUUUAAUUUUACUCACUGGAGAGGAAUUAUUUAACCACUUUGUCUCCAAGCCUUGUGAAUGCUAGGGUUGAUGCCAGUUAUUUAACAGAGUGCUUUUUUAUGUUUCAGAAAUAUUGGACACAUGUAACUGUUGUAAAGUUAACUAAAAGAGAUAUUUAUAAUUUCUUCGUUUGGUUGUCACUUAGAUGUAAAUAUGAAGAGACUGUAUAUGUAUUUUCCCCAUUGCAAUACUAACAAGCUGUGUUGUGUGACAGUGAAUUACUCCUUUGCUAUCUUUUAAUAUAAAACUGCAUUUGCAUUUGAAUACAAA